Oikopleura dioica is the source of this 207-nucleotide messenger RNA. The record is from the annotation of a GenBank genome assembly. NCBI's taxonomy places the organism in Eukaryota, Metazoa, Chordata, Appendicularia, Copelata, Oikopleuridae.
AUGAAAAUUCUUGUUCUAGCGAUUUUUGUCGCAGAGACUUUUGGCUUCAGCAUCCCAUUUAGCUCUGCGCAACAUAAUAUCUACAACGAGAAUUUCCUUCCAAUCGAAAAUGAAGUAAAAAGAAACUUCUUUGGAAAAUAUUUAAACGCGAUGGACGACGAAAACGAUUUCUACAAGCAGUUUCUUAACAAUCUUUCUUUCAAAUAA